Molecule: messenger RNA, 4467 nt
Organism: Clupea harengus (Atlantic herring)
Lineage: Eukaryota; Metazoa; Chordata; Actinopteri; Clupeiformes; Clupeidae
Product: Fc receptor-like protein 5
Biological process (GO): cell surface receptor signaling pathway; immune response
Cellular component (GO): external side of plasma membrane
Molecular function (GO): transmembrane signaling receptor activity
Source: RefSeq, a predicted model, not a curated record
GAGUUACAGGGCACAACAUGGCUCGUCAUGAAGAACUCUUCAUAGCAGUCAUUACAGUUCUUGUCUGUUUGGUGCAAGAGUCAAAGGCUGAUGGGAAUAUUCCAAAACCCCAAAUAAUCCAAACUCCUGUGGCUAGUGAGAUAUAUAGAAAUGAGAAAAUCACACUUGACUGCAGUGUCCCAGACGACUCCUCGGGGCUUGAAUACAUCUGGUAUAAGGAUGCAACUCUCUUCAAUUCUACCCAAAUCUACACCAUUGACUCUGCUGACCCAUCACAUAAUGGAGAGUACAAGUGCCAAGUUAAGAGAGGCAACGAUACUUCGGAGCUAAGCGAUCCUCGUACUUUAUCAGUUGUUGAACCACCCCAACCAGACCUGGUUCUUUCUGGAAGGACUAAAGUCUACCCAGCAGAGGUAGUGCAUUUGAGCUGUAACAUUGGGGCCUCUUCAAGUGACUGGACUUACCAAUGGCACAGAGAUGGACAAAAGAUUGCCAGCACUGAAGACAGCAGUUUUUCCAUGGGUUCUCCGCAAGCAGGACGUUACACCUGUGUGGGAGUUCACAAACAGCGGGGUGUAAAGACCAAAACUAGCAAUGGCGUCGACCUUUCUGUCUAUGGGAGUAGUCCGAAACCCUUUUUGACACAGGACUCUGCAUCUCGCAGUGUGUUGUACACAAAAGAACAAGUCACCCUUAAGUGCAAGAUUAUGGAAGAUUCAGAAGGAUGGACAUAUUUGUGGUAUAAAGGCCAAGAUAAAACACCUAGAACCAACACUGGAAGCCAUUUCAACCUGUCCUCUGUGGUACCAGCUGACAGUGGAGAGUACCGGUGUCAAGCUGAGAGAGCUGGUUUCAAAUCUGAAUACAGUGAUUCUCUGUCAUUGGAGAUCAAGGAUGUGCCUCAAACAAAACUGGAGUUGCAGUCCAGAUGGACUAAAGUCUUCCCAUCUGAGGUUGUGCACAUGAAGUGUGACAUUCAGCCUCCUUCUCCAGACUGGAUCUGUAAAUAUUACAGAGAUAGCCAGGAGUUAAACAGCGGAGACUGCACAAUGCUUUCCAUUCCGGUAUCCAGCACUGACUCUGGAGUCUACACUUGCGAGGGAGUCCACCAAUCUCGCACUUUGAAAACCCAACCCAGCAACGACAUUGAAGUUCAUGUUUAUGACCACCGUCCAAAGCUCUUGUUGUCAGAGGAUCCCAGUGACCCACCGAUUUACACAAAAGAAAAGGCCAGACUAACCUGUCAAGUUAAGGAGGACCAAGAAGGAUGGACAUAUUUGUGGUAUAAAGACGGUGACCAAAACACUCCAGUGUAUCAGGCCAGUGAGGGUACUUAUACACUGUCUUCAGCUCAACCAUCAGACAGUGGAGAAUACAAGUGUCAAGUCAAAAGAGAGACUUUCACCUCUGAACUCAGUGACUCACGCGCGUUAACAAUCAAAGACCCACCUGUACCAAAACUGGAGCAGCUGUCGGAAUGGGAUAAAGUUUUCCCCACUGAGACUGUGCGCAUGAAGUGCAGUAUUAGUCCUCCCUCAUCAGAUUGGACCUAUAAAUGGUACAGAAGUCAAGUAGAGCUCAGUAGUGAAAAUGCCGAUACACUUUCAAUGAGCUCUGUUGGCAUCAGCCACACUGGACAAUAUGCUUGCCAAGGAGUACACAAACGACAUGUGGAAACUGUACUUAGUGAUAGUAUUAGCAUCCAUGUUUAUGACCACCGUCCAAAGCCCUUGUUGUCAGAGGAUCCCAGUGACCCACCGAUUUACACAAAAGAAAAUGUCACUCUAACCUGUCAAGUUAAGGAGGACCAAGAAGGAUGGACAUAUUUGUGGUAUAAAGACGGUGACCAAAACACUCCAGUGGAUCAGGCCAGUGACAGUACUUAUACAAUGCCUUCAGCUCAACCAUCAGACAGUGGAGAAUACAAGUGUCAAGUCAAAAGAGAGAGUUUCACCUCUGAACUCAGUGACUCACGCGUGUUAACAAUCAAAGACCCACCUGUACCAAAACUGGAGCAGCUGUCUGAAUGGGAUAAAGUCUUCCCCACUGAGACUGUGCGCAUGAAGUGCAGUAUUAGUCCUCCCUCAUCAGAUUGGACUUAUAAAUGGUACAGAAGUCAAGUACAGCUCAGUGGUGAAAAUGCUGAUACACUUUCAAUGAGCUCUGUUGGCAUCAGCCACACUGGACAAUAUGCUUGCCAAGGAGUACACAAACGACAUGUGGAAACUGUACUUAGUGAUAGUAUAAGCAUCCAUGUUCAUGGCGUUCUCUCAAAGCCUGCAAUGUCCAAAGAGCCCAUGGCCCCUGUUAUUUACACAAAGGAGACGGUCACUCUAAGUUGCCAGGUUAUGGAAGAGUCCACCGGGUGGCAAUAUGUCUGGUUCAAAGACCAAAAUGCAACACCAGUCAGCAAUACCAGUGGGAGAAGUUACAUCAUUUCCUCUGUGGUUCCAUUGAACAGUGGACAGUAUCAGUGUCGCGUUCAAAGAGGCAGCCUCAUCUCUGGCUUCAGUGAAUCCCUUAAUUUAACUGUUAAAGAACCUCCUCAACCUAAGCUGAGUUUGCAGUCGCCUUGGACCAAGGUGUUUCCCUCAGAGGAGGUUAUUUUGAAGUGUAACAUUCAGCCGUCCUCGAAUGACUGGAGUUAUGACUGGUACAAAGAUGGACUAAAACAAACCCGUACAAUCAAGAAUCAAUUUAAAAUCAAAUCAGUGGAUCAGUCAAACAAUGGAAGUUACACUUGUAGAGGAAUUCACAAAAGACAAGUAAUAACUGCACACAGCAGUGGUAUUACAGUUUAUGUUUAUGAUGACAAAGCUGUGCCUACCUUAAGUCAGCACCCAAAUUACACCUCCGUCUAUGUGGAGGAGCAGGUGACCUUCAUGUGUGAAGUAGAGAUCGAUUCUACAGGCUGGGAGUAUCAGUGGUUCAAAAAGAAUCUUCAAGGGCCAAUCCCGAACACUGACCCAACAACAACGAAUUAUACAAUAAAGUCUGCUUCUGCAAAACAUGAAGACGAAUUUUGGUGUAGAGCUCAGAGAGGGGUAUAUCAGUCAGAACCCAGCGGGCCUAUACAAAUACAGGUUUUGUCUCGUCCUGAUACUGUGCUGACCCUGGAGACUGACUGGGCAGACAUUCUCACUGUGGAUAGUUUGACAUUACGGUGUGAUGUACAGGUCAAAGAUUUUGAAUGGAAUUACACUUGGUACAGAGACGGCAAUGAGAUGGCAGACAUCUCUGCAGAUAUUCAUGUCAAAUCCACCAAGGAAACGUACCAGAGUGAAUACACGUGCCGAGGGGCCCGACUCCAGCGUCCGACAUAUUCAGCACUCAGUGAAGCUUUUAUAGCAAACAACCUUGUUCUGAAACGGAAAAUCCUUCUCUCUAUUUCGGGCUGUUUGGUUGUCGGCAUUGUCCUUAUUGUGCUGGGCUGUAUCAUUCUGAAGGUGACCCGGAAGCCAGUAAAAGAGAGCAAAACGGCACCAGACUUGUUUUUCACCAUGGCUGAACUAAAGACACGUGCGGAUAUUGGUUCGACAGCAGACUUAUGCGCAGCUGAAAGUGUUGAUAAACUUAAAACAACAGAAAAGACUGAGUCUGAAGAGCAUCCAUGUCUUGCUGAGGAGCUGCUGAAAGAAGCCAAAGAAAGCCAAGAUGACAAGGAAACAGAUGGGUUUAUAUCAUUUAAAGCUUAGGCUUGUGACCAUACCUGCCCUGUGGAUGUUUCAACCUCCCAUCUCAUCCAAGAUGUCUAAUUCUCUAUGCCAGGAGGUAUCGCAUAUUAUAGUGUAUAAACAGGAGUAUUGCAGCUCUUGUGCAGAAACAAAUGCCAAUAGAACACACCUGAUUUGUUUCACAAGUAGGCUACCAUCUCUCUUUUCAAAAUCUUGUAUUUUUGUAUUAGGAUCUCGUAUUCUUGUAUUCAGACCUUGCGAAAGGAUUUUUCAUAAAUCAGAUUCUGUUUGAUGUCUAUGUUUAUAUUAAAGUCAGUGCCAUUGUGUUAUACGUUGUUUUAUACCAGUCGUUUUAGGGUAGAAUUUCCUUAUGAUUAGCUUAAUUUCAUUGUUCAAUACCUGACUUGACAUCUGUUUCUUUAUUUUUAUAAUAUAUAUAUUAUAUACAUAUAUAACUUGUCACCUUUGGGUUUUUUGGUAUGCAGAAUUGUUUGACAUGUCAAAUGCUAGAGCUAAUUGUUCAUAAAUGACACAAUUUUAGCUUCUAACUUCUUCCAACUGAGGCUCUAAUCAAAGAUCAAGCCCUUUUAUAUCAUUUAACAAUUAUGAAAGGGGCUGGCCUCUUCACUGCCUAUUUUUAAAUCUUGUCUUAAAACUUAUUUUUUUCCCCCUUGGCUUUUAACCUAGUAUGAGGGUGGCUUUUUAAUUUUUUUAUUGUAUGUUGUGUUUAUUGUAUGUUGUUCUUAAAUAUGCUUUAGAAAUAAACCUGACCUUAUGAGUCAUUUUGUAAUAA